AUGGAGCCUUAUGACCCCCCCACCACAGUGCUGGUCCAGAGACAUGAGCCCCAGGGUGUCUCCACUAUACUCAGCAGCACCGACUUCUUCCAGAGUGAACAGAACCGCACGGUGAUCCUGGAGCAGGCCGACAGCUUCCAACUACGAGACAAGUACCUGUUCGCCACCACCACCCGGAAACAGUUUGGCAGCCAUGCACCUUCAUCUGUCCAGCUCUGGGUCUCCUACAACCGCCAGCCAAUGAAAGCAGCCCAGUUUAUGACCCGACAUCCAAUCACAGAGUACUACAUAGCAGAUGCGUCAGAGGACCAAGUGUUUGUGUGUGUGAAUCACCUGAACAACGUCACACACCUCUACAUCUCGGACACACAGGGCCUGUCCUUCUCUCUGUCUCUGGAGAAUGUUCUUUACUACAGUCCUGAGGGCUCUGGCAGCAACACACUGAUCAGGUACUUUGCCAACGAGCCCUUUGCAGACCUGCACCGUGUGGACGGGCUGCGAGGAGUCUUCAUCGCCACGCUCAUCAACGGCUCGCUCAACGGCUCGCUCAACGAGGACAAUAUGCGAUCAGUCAUCACUUUCGACAAGGGGGGGACGUGGGAGCUGCUCCAGCCCCCUACUGCUGACAGCCUGGGAGGCACUGUGGAAUGCCAGCUCGGUAAAGGUUGCUCCCUGCACCUGGCCCAGCGCUGGAGCCAGUUGUUCAACAUCCAGCUGAGGAGGAUGCCCAUUUUAUCCAAGGACUCUGCACCUGGACUCAUCAUGGCCACAGGUGGGACUACAUUUUAGUUUUAACCCACGCUUAAAUUCCACUAUUCGAAUAGUACUAACUAGAGUCUGUAAAUAAAAUAAAAGAUACAAAUAAAA
Notothenia coriiceps (black rockcod) is the source of this 867-nucleotide messenger RNA. Its product is annotated as sortilin-related receptor-like. The record is from RefSeq and is a predicted model, not a curated record. Gene Ontology annotation, biological process: protein targeting to lysosome; protein retention in Golgi apparatus; post-Golgi vesicle-mediated transport. The transcript has 5 exons. The coding region runs from base 1 to 789 and encodes 262 amino acids. Gene Ontology annotation, cellular component: Golgi apparatus; membrane. Lineage: Eukaryota; Metazoa; Chordata; Actinopteri; Perciformes; Nototheniidae.